Messenger RNA from Paramecium primaurelia, 850 nucleotides. Lineage: Eukaryota; Ciliophora; Oligohymenophorea; Peniculida; Parameciidae. The record is from the annotation of a GenBank genome assembly.
AUGAGUGAAACAAAGGUUUGUUAAUGCUGGUAAGAUAUUGACUUAUAUUUGAGUUUGGAAGAAGUUUUGGCUAGUAAUUAUUUGCUUCAUUCUCUCUAUUGUGAACGUAACAUUAUAAAAUGUGAAAUCUGUGAUCAAAGAAUAGAUAUGAAUGAAAAAGAUGCUCAUAUGUAGAAUCAUUAGAAAGUAUAGAUGAAUAUAUAUGAUUAGACUGAAUGUCCUUAUUGCUUAUAAAUGUUUGAAUAAGUACUUUUAGAAAUGCAUAAGAAUAAUUGUCCUAAUAAGCCAGAGAAAUGUGGAUUUUGUGAUUUGAUGAUAAAUAUGAGUGAAAUGCCAAGACAUUAAGCAAAGUGUGGUUCUAGAACUGAAUAAUGUAAAAUUUGUAAAAAGCAUAUACAAAAAAGAGGUAAAUAUAUAACUUGAUUUUUUAGAGUUGAAUCUACAUAUAAGCAUUUGUGGAUAAGGAGAGAAAAAAGAAUCUUCUAAAAGAAAUAGAUUAAAACAUAUAAAAAGUGAAUCAGAUUCUGAUGCAUCUGUAUAAGAAAUAAAGCAGAAUACUAAAAGAAAACCAUAGAAAUAGAUUAAAUAGUAAUCAAAAUAAAAAGAAUAAAUAUUGACAGAAUAUAAUGAUGAUGACGAUUAGGAAUUCUAAGAGGCUUUGUAAAUGAGUCUGAAUUAAAAAUGAAUUAAUAAAACUCAAGUUUGUGUAUACGUUUUAGAGCUAUAAGAGAACAUCGGCAUUUAUCUCAUCCCAUUCAUUAAACUCCGAAACCAUAAUUAUGGCGAAGUUUCAGCAUACCUAAAUUCUUUUCUUUCUCUUCAGUGAAAAAAUUUCCAAAAUUGCCUGAAA